AUGUCGUAUCGAGAAUAUCUCCCCGAUCUAAGCAACCCCCGCUUCCAGGUGAUGCGCACUCAGGAUGCGCACGAAUACGCGGAAGCCUUCAAGACCGGCCGGGUUCCUCCAUGGCUGCAUGCCCUUUAUAUGCACUGGAAGGAUCUGCUCCAGGAGCCUUUCAAGGGUGUAACAACCGAUGGAAACGUCCGUCCAAAUCUAUUCGAACUUCAAGACGAACAAAUCCCCAUCGACAACAUCGUCGCAGCAACAACACAUCUCUUCUCACUGCUUAGCAGCGAACAAAAAGGAAGUCUCUGCUAUCAUAUCGAUUCACCAGAAUGGCGGACAUGGUCGAACCCGGAGUUCCUUCUCAGCAACAAGGGUCUUCGCCUUGACGAAGUCAAUAGCUCAGUACGCUCCGCCAUUCUCGCCAUCCUCGAAUCCACCCUCUCCCCAGAAGGCUACGAUAAAGCCCUCAAAGCGAUGCGCAUAAACCACUUCCUCGGCGAGCUCGUCGAGUCUCCGCGCGUCAUGAAUGAGUUCUCCUACAACUUUGUCCUCUUCGGCAACCCCUCCACCACAAGGCCCUGGGGGUGGUCCUUCUACGGCCACCACCUCUGCCUCAACAUUUUCCUCUACAAGAACCAGAUCAUCGCCUCGCCGUGGUUCACAGGAGCCGAGCCAAACGAAAUCGACUCGGGCCCCUACAGCGGCACCCGCAUCCUCCACGCCGAAGAAGCCCUCGGUCUCCAACUCAUGCAAUCACUCCCCAGCCACCUACAGUCAAAAGCGCAAACAUAUACCCAGAUGAAGGACCCGGCCAUGCCACCGGGCCGCUGGAACCGUGACGACCAGCGACACCUCUGCGGCGCGUACCGUGACAACCGCAUCGUGCCCAACGAGGGUGUCCCUGUAUCCCUAUUCACCGCAGAACAAAAGUCGACGCUCUACGGGAUCCUGGAGCAAUACCUCCUCUAUCUCCCUGCGUACUCGCGAGCGCUCAAAAUCAACCAAGUCCAAAGAUAUGAGUCCGAGACAUACUUCUCCUGGAUCGGAGGGUUUGCAGACACCGACCCGUUCUACUUCCGGAUCCAGAGCCCGGUGAUUCUCGUCGAGUUCGAUCACCACUCGGGGGUGAUUUUGACGAAUGAGGAGCCGAGGAAAUUUCAUAUUCAUACGCUUCUGAGGACUCCGAAUGCGGGAGAUUACGGUGUUGCGUUGAGGCCGCUGAUUCCAGCCGGAGAAGGGCUGAAUGGGAAGGAGAUUGUUUGGUAG
This is a messenger RNA of Aspergillus puulaauensis, 1257 nucleotides long. RefSeq names its product DUF3500 domain-containing protein. The transcript has 2 exons. The coding region runs from base 1 to 1257 and encodes 418 amino acids. Lineage: Eukaryota; Fungi; Ascomycota; Eurotiomycetes; Eurotiales; Aspergillaceae. The record is from RefSeq and is a predicted model, not a curated record.